AUGGCUUCCAGCAGUUUGUCGACGGUGCUGAGGUCCUGCAAAGGUGUGCGGCCAUGUCUGUCUCAAAUAUCGAGUGUCGGCAGGUCCCAGGCUGGUCUCGCUCGGCACUCCUCAACGGCUGCCGGCUUGCUGCCUCUCCAAGGUUACCGGGUGCUUGACAUGACCCGUGUGUUGGCAGGUCCUUACUGUACACAGAUCCUCGGUGACCUCGGUGCUGAGGUCAUCAAGAUCGAGCAUCCAGUCCGCGGUGAUGACACAAGGGCCUGGGGUCCUCCGUAUGCAAAGUACAGAGAGGGCUCGGAGCACCAGGGGCCCGGGGAGUCGGCUUACUUUCUAGGUGUAAAUCGGAAUAAGAAGUCAUUGGGCUUGUCCUUUCAGGAUCCUGCCGGUGUAGACAUUCUCCACAAGCUGGCGGCCAAGUGCGACAUCCUUGUCGAGAAUUACAUCCCCGGAGCGUUGAAGAAAUACGGCCUGGACUUCGAUACCAUCCACAAAAUUAACCCGGCCCUGAUCUAUGCCUCCAUCACCGGAUACGGCCAGAGCGGCCCGUACUCGCAAAGAGCAGGUUAUGAUGUGAUGGUGGAGGCAGAAUUCGGCUUGAUGCACAUCACCGGCGCCCGUGAUGGUCCCCCAGUCAAGGUCGGUGUCGCUGUCACAGAUCUGACCACGGGUCUGUACACGAGCAACUCCAUCAUGGCUGCUCUUCUUGGCCGUCAGAAGUCGGGCAAAGGGCAGCAUCUGGAUGUCUCCUUGAGUGACUGCCAGACUGCCACCCUGGCCAAUAUUGCCAGCAGUUGCCUCAUCAGUGGCGAGAAGGAUACAGGGAGAUGGGGCACGGCACAUCCAUCAAUUGUCCCGUAUAAAGCCUUCAAGACGAAAGACGGCGACGUUCUCUUUGGUGGCGGCAAUGACCGAUUGUUUGGUAUCCUGUGCGACGGCCUGGGCAAGCCGGAGUGGAAAGACGACCCGAAAUUCAAGGUCAACUCGCAGAGAGUCGCGAAUAGGGACGAGCUCGAGUCAGAGAUCGAAAAGGUUUCGACGCAAAAGACCACGAAAGAGUGGCUGGAUGUCUUUGAAGGAAAGGGAAUGCCCUACGCCGCGGUGAAUGACGUCCAAGGGACGUUGAACCAUGAGCACACCCUGGCACGCAACAUGGUCAUAGAGGUUGAUCAUGAGGACUGCGGUCCUAUGAAGCUGGUCAACACCCCGAUGAAGUUUUCCGAGAGCAAGCCUGGGCUUCGAAGUCCACCACCGACCCUAGGACAGCAUACUGAUGAGGUGUUGCGGGACCACGUUGGCUUGGAUGAGGCUCAAAUAAGGAGCUUGAGAGAGAAGGGCGUGGUCAAUUGA
Diaporthe citri is the source of this 1350-nucleotide messenger RNA. RefSeq lists its product as uncharacterized. The coding region runs from base 1 to 1350 and encodes 449 amino acids. The transcript has 5 exons. The record is from RefSeq and is a predicted model, not a curated record. Lineage: Eukaryota; Fungi; Ascomycota; Sordariomycetes; Diaporthales; Diaporthaceae. Gene Ontology annotation, molecular function: catalytic activity.